UUGCGAUACCAAGCCAGUCCGGCGCUGACCAGCGAAGCUACCAGUUAAUUUAUAAUUUAUAAACAUUAACUAUUCAUAAUGAAGAUCGCCUUAGUAGUUUUUGUAGUCGCCCUGUCGGCCAUUUACGUGGAAAGCAAGGAUCUCAUAGUGGGCACCAGUUUUAACAACAGAUUGCUGUGGCAGGAGAAAGCUGAAUAUAAUGCCAUCCCGCUUAAGAAGAGAGUUAAGGAGGUGUUUUUCUCUGAUCCGGGACAACAGAUAAUUAAGGGUAUCAUCGCUCGCGACCUUGACCACACGGAGGCGAUACCCAGCGUGACGGCGGGUGGCGUCGGCUUCUCGUAUGCCAACAUCCGACUCAAGUCCGAGCGCGGCUCCGGACUCAACUACCAGAUCGAGAUCUACGUCUAACACGAGAUAUCUACGGCACACACGAGAUCCUUACACGGUCAACUAUGAAACACUCAUAGACUUGUUUGUAUCCAAAGAGACUUUUUAUCCAUUAAUUCUGAUUUAGAAUCUUUUAUUCAAUUAAAAAUCCUUAUAACGAUUUUAUUAACGAGUGUAAAAGGAAACAAAAAUUUAGGCCAAAUUCUCCAUUAAAAUAAACGUAAAACACACAGUUA
Cydia fagiglandana is the source of this 623-nucleotide messenger RNA. RefSeq lists its product as uncharacterized. The record is from RefSeq and is a predicted model, not a curated record. Bases 79 to 408 code for a protein of 109 amino acids. Lineage: Eukaryota; Metazoa; Arthropoda; Insecta; Lepidoptera; Tortricidae. The transcript is spliced from 2 exons.